Crotalus tigris (Tiger rattlesnake) is the source of this 3532-nucleotide messenger RNA. It is a transcript of the gene FIRRM, whose product is annotated as chromosome unknown C1orf112 homolog. Lineage: Eukaryota; Metazoa; Chordata; Lepidosauria; Squamata; Viperidae. The record is from RefSeq and is a predicted model, not a curated record. Bases 1036 to 3522 code for a protein of 828 amino acids. The transcript has 25 exons.
UUUUCUUUAGCAAUAGGCACUGCUGUGGUAGAACCAUUAAAUAUAGUUCCAAUUCAGCAUGCAGGUUUUUUCCCUGUCACUUUUAAGAUUAAAUGCAAAUAAAAGGGGCAACACAAGAUGAUAUUAAAAAAACUAUAUAAAACCUGUGUCAAAGAGUCACCCAUUUUUGGAAAAUAUUAAUUUUUUUAACUGGUAUUUUGUGGUUACCGUGUUUCCUUUUUCCUAAAAAGCAUUAAUUGCAUUAGAAAUUGAAACUAUGGUGAAAAAGUAUAUUUCAAAAUUCCAAAAAGAUAAUAGCUAUAAUACAAUUGCAUGGCUGGUGGUCAGUAUAUACCUUUUAAAUUACUGUAUUUUCCAGCGUAUAAGACGACUUUCUAAACCAUGAAAAUCUUCUCAAAAGUUGGGGAUCGUCUUAUAUGCCCAGUCGUCUUAUACACCGGAAUAUACGGUAAUAUAGUUUUAGAGAAAGCAAGAUGAUUCCCUAAUUUAUAUAUACAAUGAUAUAGAAAAGACAUGUCUUUUUUUAGGUACCUGCAGUGUAAUAGAAAAAUAUACAGCUUUAUUUACCAUAUUAUCAGUCGAAUUGCUUUUUGAUUUUAAAAUGAUCAUGUUUAUAUUUUUAAAUUCCUGUUUUUGUUUUUGCCUUUGUUUGCUGCCUUGAGUAGAAGGGCAUGUAAAUCAAAUAGGUACAUUUUUAAUCCUCCAGAGUCCUUCAUAAAACUAGUUGUAAAGCACACAUCUUAAAUAUACUAAAAACUUUAACAUUUAACAAUAUUUAACUGAUAUUUUCACUAUAUUAUGACAGAAACAAAAGACAUGCAACAUAUUCCAUGACCAGCAACUGACAGUGGGAUUCAGCAUAUAGAUGUCUUAAGGAUUCUGACAGAGAGAUUUCUACCUCACAUAAAACUUUCAGAAUUGGAGAAAGUUUUUUUUUCCAAAAUAUUUCCAAAGACCGUAGAAUUAUUUGACCUUUUAUUAUAUGAAAUAUCCAAUGAAGUCAAAAGGUUAACAGAUAAGAAUGUACAGUUAAACAUGAUAUUAAGAAACAAUCUUCAGGCCCUGAUACAUAUGUUAGAAGUAAUAACAGGUUGUGUGCAACACAUUUGUAGUAGACAGGAGAUGGUACCCUUAGAACAUAUCUAUAGCCUUCCCUCUUCUGUUCUUCAUGUAAUCAAGAAUGCAUUUCUACACUGCAAGAGCAGUGAAUCUUUAUAUGCAGAGUGUUUCCACAUGGUUUCUGAUUUACUACAGUCUUUGUUUAAGGGGACCUAUAGUUUGCAAAAAGAGUUUAUGAUGCUAUUGGAUAUUUUGUCUGUAAAUUCCUGUGCUACUGAAGACAGCAUAAAAAUUAUGGCAUCAGUGAUUCACACUAUGCUGGAGAUCUGUUCUGCUAUUUCCAGCAUAGAUCAUGCACUUCACGCAAACACAUGGAAGUUUAUAAUCAGGCAGAUUCUCAAGCACAAAUCCUUAAUAAAGGACAGUUUGAAACAUUCUGAUAUCUUUAGUGGCCUUUGUGAGGACAUCUUGUUUUCUUUCCAAUCUUGCUUGCAACUGGCUGAACACAUGAAACUGUCUGGAACCCAGGAGAUUAUUGAUUAUAAGAUAUUCCAGAGAACGAUAAAACUGUGUAGAUUCUUUGCCAAUUCUCUAAUGCACUACAUCAAGGAGUUCACUUCAUUCCUGGUAGAUUCUUGCUAUCAGCUUCACCAGACAUAUCUUCAGAUAUACAGUAAGUUUCCACCAAGUCUUCAUGCUCUCGUGAUUUCCGAAGCUCAUCAGGAUGAAAUAGCCAGGGGAUUCCUAAUGUCACUGGAUUCUCUUCUCCUCCCGUUACUUUCCUUUAGACCUUUUGUAGAAGUUGUGUUAAGUAAAACUUCAGCUCUCUCUCCUGAGCUGCAUUUUCCACAGUGUCAGCUUCUUCUUUCUAUAAUGGACAUGUUACCAUCCCAGUCCCAGGAUGUGCAGGCUCUGUGGAACAGAGGAAGUCAGCUCCCAGAAGAGAUUCCCAGGUUGCCCUUGUUUGCAGCCCUACUGCUCAGUCUUCAGCAGUGCUCUAGUGAGCUCUCCCUUCCUCUCUUCUUGCAAAGAGCAAGAGAGACGGAGCAAACUAAGGGUCCUUUCACCUUUUACCACUAUGUUUGUAUCCACUUGUGUACCUUUAUAACAUCCCUCUCGGUGUCACAUUUCCAUUUACUGGAAUCUUCUCUGCUGGAAACCGUACUAGGUCCAAAUAUGAUCAUGGCUCUCCUAGCUAUGGAUGUCUGGUGCUUCCUUGUCCGAUAUGGAACAGAAGACCUGUGUGCACACCAUGCAUUUAUAAUAGCACAUGUAGUAAAAGCUUGUCCUGCUGAAUGUUAUCAAGUCUCUCUCUUAGGGGUGCUAUUACGACGUUUGCUCUUUCUGAUGGCCCCAGAUCACCAGUUAAGAUUCACCCAAAGGUUUCCUCCAAAAGAUUCUGAAAACCUACUACUGUGGCAGCACCUUUCUCUCCAGGCUCUGUUACCGUUGCACAGGCAGCAGGUUGCUCAUGAACUUUUUGUGGCAGGACUUGUGCAAUGUCAGGAAUGGAUGAAUAGUGAAAAGUCAUUGAAUGAACUUCCACAAGUGAACAUGGCUCUCUCAGCCUUGCUGUCUAUGUGCCAGAGUGCUAGGGAUACCCUGGAGGAAGAAGACCAAGCAGCACUGGUAGAAGCUCUUAGCCAAAUUGCAGUUCAUCUGCCAGCUACGCAGAUAUCCAGUCUAGCCUGUUUCCAGCAGACGUUUUGCUUGACACUUCAACUUGUCCAGCUGUUCAUUGAAAGAUUAGAACCACAGUUGCUACUUCAGAUACUUUCACUACAAUGUUCCCUUUUGCAAUUGAAUUCCCCUGAUCAUGUUGUGAUUGCAGUCUUAGAUUUUCUUUCUUCAGUGGGAAAACCUAUCAUUCCUCCAGAUUUCCAGGUUCAAUUUCUGUCCAGCUUGUCCUGUUUGUUUGGUUCUUUACUGGCUAACAAUAGCUGGCUAAUACAACAGCAUGCCAUAGAGUCAUUCACUCAAUUUGCAGAGGGAACAAGCCAUGAACAAAUACUUCAGAAAUGUCUGAACUCUGUUGAAAUCAAAAACAAAGUUGUUGGCUUUCUGUCCAAGAGCAAUCAUAUUGAGGAGACACCAGAAGUAAAAGCAGAUCGAAUGAAAAAAGAAAAUGCUCUUUUUAUGCACUUCUUCCUGGAGGCCAGAGCUGAUGGGCAAAGAGCUCUUAUUGGAGAGCCAUCCCCCAAGAGAACCUGUUACUCACCCACUGAGAUGCAGUACAAAUCAGCAGUUGACACCAUGGAAAGGGCAUUGGAGACCCUGAAGCAGUUGUUACAGAGAGGCCCUCCCCCUACUUGGCUUGCAAAGAAACUGGAAGCAUUACAGUUUUCCUUACAGAUGGGUCCAACACUGAAUGGAUUACUGCCUUGUCGUGGUGAAGGGGCUUGCAUAACUCAAAGAAGCUAUGAGCUAUGCCGUACAGGGCCAUCCAAGACGGACAGGUCAUAGCAGAGAGUUC